This is a messenger RNA of Microthlaspi erraticum, 894 nucleotides long. The record is from the annotation of a GenBank genome assembly. Lineage: Eukaryota; Viridiplantae; Streptophyta; Magnoliopsida; Brassicales; Brassicaceae.
AUGACAAGAACAAGGGGGACGAGUAAAACCGAGUCACAGUGUCAUGAAUGCAAGGGAUAUGGACACUUCAAGACCGACUGCCCCACUGUCAAGAGGAGAAGCAUUACUUGCUACAAGUGCAAAGGAAUAGGUCAUACACAACAAGAAUGUGAGUAUGAUGAGAAGAUGGGGAAGUCGAUGAUGGGCGUUGCUGAUGAAGAUUCUGAAGGAGAGUCUGAAGAUGAGGAAGAAGUCAGUAACUUUGUCGCAUUUGCUGGAAUUGCUGAAAUAGAAGAUACAAAGAUCUCUGAAUCUGACCAAGAGGAUAACUCACAGAUGAUGAAUCUGAAGUUGAUAUCCAUGAAAGCUAUAAGGAAGUUCGAAUGCCUUGAAAGCACUUCAAGCCGAAAGGAUCUCAACAUGGAUAAUCUUAACAUCGUGCUUGAAAAGAUGGAUGCAGUUAAACGAGCAGACGACAUUACCAAGGAGUACUUUCUGGAAAAGGAGAAUUCCAGAAAUCUACAAGCUGAAUUGGAUCAACACAGAAAGCAACUCAAGAUGCUGACUGGUACUAAGGAACUCGACAAGAUUCUGAGCAUUGGCCGUGUAGGGAAGUCAAAUCUUGGUCUAGGAUACACACCAGCAGUGUUACAACUGGCAAGAAUGUCAAGUUUGUCUCUGGAGGGUUGGCUCAGGAUGUCCAUCAAGCAGAUACUAAGACACCAGCUCAGAAACUUGAUUCCAUUCUCAAAACUGGGAAUCGAGGGAAGAGCACCAUGGGACUGGGAUAUGAUUCUUCUCCAACUCGCAAUCCGAAAGGAUUUCAGAGUCCAAGAGGAAAACAUCAAGGAAAGGAGUGCUAUUUCUGUGGGUCCUAGGACAUAUCAGGGCUUUCUGCAACAAGUACUGGGCUAG